Messenger RNA from Enterobius vermicularis (human pinworm), 471 nucleotides. NCBI's taxonomy places the organism in Eukaryota, Metazoa, Nematoda, Chromadorea, Rhabditida, Oxyuridae. The record is from the annotation of a GenBank genome assembly.
AAUGAAGCUUCUCCCACUUCAGAUGCGAUUAGGGAAGUUCGCAAGUACGGCAGUGAAAUGGUUUUAGAUUCGACUAUCAGACAUACUGCAGAUACUGAAACUGCCAUCCAUAUGCGGCUCUUUCGGGCUCAACGGAAUCUUUAUAUCUCAGGAUUUGCUUUACUACUAUUUCUGGUGAUCAAACGAUUAAGUGCCCUUUUGAUGCGGGUUUCGCAGCUUCAGGCUGCAGCAGCAGCAGCUCUGAAACAAGCUGAAAGUGCAAACACUGCAGCAAAAAAUUUAAUGGGCAGUGAGAGUGAUAGAGAAAAAGAGCUUGAGAGGCAGCUUGAAGAAAUGGGUAAAGAACUGAAAUCGGCACAAACUGACAGGGAUGCGAUGAAGGAGCAGUCCAAAAACUUGCAAAAAGAAUAUGACCGUGUCUGCCAGGAACUUUCUGUUUUGCAAGACAAAGCAGACAAGAAGAAGGACUAG